GCACUUCUGGCGCGCCUCCUGCCCUAUGCCAGCAGUCCGCCGGCAGCCGCCGGCCGCGGAAGCCCCCACCUUUCAUUGAGAGGGAGCUCAGGUGAUGGCAGCCAUGCGCCUGAAGGCCUGGCACCAGGAGGUGGUGACCUUCGAGGUGGCUAUCUACUUCACCCGGACAGAAUGGGCUGGCCUUUCUUCUGCACAAAGGGACCUGUACAGGGAAGUGAUGCUGACAAAUUAUGGGAACUUAACUUCCCUGGGAUACCCUGUUUGCAGACUUGCCCUGAUGUCACUUCUGGAGGAAGGGGAUUUGUCUUGGGGCCUGGAGACACAGGAUGAUCCACCUGCAGAGAGUACCAAUGAUGUCUGUCAAGAUGCUGAGACCAACACUGACAGUGAGUCCACAUCAACACAGGGAAUUUCUGAAGAAAGAAAUGUGAUGAUAUCACGUGGGCUGCUACAGAGUGUUUCUCGGGAAAGUGAAUUUCCAGGAACAUGUGAACUGGAGAAACACCAGGAAAUCUCCACAACGAAAAAUAUUAAAAGAAAGGAUGAGAGAAUCUUCUGUGCAAGGAAACCCUUCAGAUGUGAGGAAUGUGGGAGAUGCUUCAGCUUUUUUUCUUACUAUGUUAGACACCAGAGAAUCCACACUAGGGAGAAACCCUACCCAUAUGAGGAGUGUGGGAAAUCCUUUAAUGGCAAUUCUUCAUUAAUUCGGCACCAGAGAAUCCACACUGGAGAGAAACCCUAUCAGUGUGAAGAAUGUGGGCAAGCCUUCAAGAAUAGUGCCAAUCUAAUCAGGCACCAGAGAAUCCACAGUGGGGACAGACCUUAUCUCUGCAAGGAGUGUGGACAUGGCUUCCCCAGUAGUUCUGAGUUGGUUAUACACCAGAGAAUCCACACUGGGGAGAAACCUUAUGAGGGUAAGAAGUGUGGAAAGACUUUCACUGUUAAGUCAACCCUAAGUCGGCAUCAGAGAAUCUACAGUGGAGAGAAAUCAUAUGAGUGUCUCAAGUGUGGGAAAACCUUUAGGACUUCCUCUCAGCUACAUCAUCCUGAGUGUGCCCACCCUAGGGAGAAGCCUGUCCUGGACCUUGGUUCCUUUGGCCUCCCAGCAUUUUUUACCCCCUUUUCAUGGUAAUUACUGCCUUCCUUUUUUUGGAAAGCUACUCUUCCCUCACUCAACAAUUGUUGUGGUAUAGGUGUGGCUCUGUUCCCCACUGCAAGGGUGGUACUUGUGGUCUAGUCUAGCCCAUCUAUCCUCUUCCUUCCCUCUGCCACAAUGAUAGGUUCAGGUGACCAGGUUCAUCCAUUUUUCCAUCUUUCUCCAGAUUUGGGAAUUGACUCAUACAGCAUUGCUAGAAGUAGCUAUGAGGCUGUUCUUUUUCUGUGCUUUGGAACAGUUUCAGAAGCCUAGCAGUUAUAUCUGUUCCUUGGAAAUCUGGAAAAAAAAAAAAAAAAAUCCACCUAAUAAAGCUGGCUGGGCCAGUUGCUUUUGUUGGGGGUAGUAGAAGAGAAGAGAUGUUUACUACUUUAUAAGUUCUUUCUGUGGCAUUGAGCCAGUUACAUUGUCUAUUUCUUCUUGAGUCAAUAUUGCUAAUUUAUAAUUUUUUAAUUUUUUAAAUAUAUUUUGAGACAGAGAGAGAG
Messenger RNA from Lynx canadensis (Canada lynx), 1638 nucleotides. RefSeq names its product zinc finger protein 19-like. The record is from RefSeq and is a predicted model, not a curated record. Gene Ontology annotation, molecular function: DNA-binding transcription repressor activity, RNA polymerase II-specific. Gene Ontology annotation, biological process: negative regulation of transcription by RNA polymerase II. NCBI's taxonomy places the organism in Eukaryota, Metazoa, Chordata, Mammalia, Carnivora, Felidae.